GUUGUUCCUACGUAACUCUGACAGUGGCCGCAUUCAUUGAUUCCUUAUCGCGCAAACAUGCAUAUAAUCACGCCAUCGCUCCCACUGAGUUCGUCACUCUCACUCUCAUUCUCGCUGCAUGGACCCCCAAUGCAGCCUCCCUAGCCUGUCAUGCAAGAAUAAUUAGCGAGUCGGCGAGAUCUCUGUGAUGGCCGCGACCCGUUGGAGACCCUGCCGCCUCCACGUUUUUCUCUAGUCUGGAAGAGAUUUCUUUCAUCGUGGCUUAUUGCGAAAGGAAAUCACCUACAAAAGACCAGAUUGCCCUUCCUCAGGCUCUUGUGGUUUCGUUUCCUGACUUCUCGAUUUGAUCGAUUCGAUCUGCCCCAUGCGGGUGUUUCUUUCGAGUCUCAAUAGCGACGAGAAACAUUUCAGUGGACAGCUAGUUCCAAACAGCUUCGACGUUGUCCUUGCGCUGUUCAGUCUUGAUUGAGUAGGCCGUACAAAUGGCUUCGGACAAUAAAAGCAAGAGCAGAGAUGCUUCGCCUGUUGCGACCCGGGUUCUCGACGAUGUGCAACCGGGCGAAGAAACGGCGCUUCCCUCGGGCACCUUCGACCCAGUUUAUGAGGCGAAGGCUCGCGUGCUGAACAAAGCCAUCCAGGAAAUCGGUAUGGGCCGUUAUCAGUGGCAGCUCUUUGUCGUCAUCGGCUUUGGCUGGGCGAGUGACAACUUGUGGCCGAUCGUGACUUCGCUCAUUUUUACCCCGGUCAAAAAUGAGUUCAACCCCGUUCAUGGCGAAUUCCUGACGCUGGCACAAAACAUUGGCCUAUUGUUUGGUGCGGUCUUUUGGGGGUUUGGCUGUGAUAUAUUCGGGAGACGAUGGGCCUUCAACUUGACAAUUGGUAUCACCGCCGUGUUUGGCCUCAUUGCUGCCGGCUCCCCGAAUUUUGCAGCCGCUGGUGUCUUUGCAGCGCUCUGGUCCGUGGGCGUGGGCGGUAACUUGCCUGUGGAUUCUGCUAUUUUUCUUGAAUUUUUGCCUGCUUCUCACCAGUAUCUCCUAACUGUUCUGUCCAUUGACUGGGCAUUUGCACAGCUGGUCGCUACCUUGGUGGCAUGGCCAUUGUUGGGCAACUACACUUGCCAGCAAAACACAGUCUGCACUAAGAGCAAGAAUAUGGGUUGGCGGUAUUUCAUGAUUGCCAUGGGUGGCCUGGCUAUGGCCAUGUUCAUCAUUCGAUUUGUGUGUUUCACCAUCUACGAGUCUCCAAAGUACCUGAUGUCACGCGGCAAAGACGCUGAGGCAGUAGAGGUCAUUCAUGAAGUUGCUCGACGCAACGGCAAAACCUCGACUCUGACGCUUGAGGACCUGACUCAGUACAACGUACUCGCUGAUGAGACAGAGCAAGGAGAUGCCCAGCAGACAUCGGCCGCAGCCGCAUUGGAGCGGAAGCUUGAAAAGGUCAACAUGGAUCACUUGCGUUCGCUCUUCUCGACCACCAAGAUGGCCAUUUCAACAUCGUUGAUCACUGUUAUUUGGGCCUUUAUCGGUCUCGGGUUCCCCCUCUACAAUGCCUUUCUGCCGUAUAUCCAGUCUACGCGCGGAACAGACUUUGGCGACGGUUCAACAUAUAUCACUUACCGCAAUGAAGUGAUUAUUGCCGUACUCGGAAUUCCUGGCUGCAUACUUGGUGGCUUCCUAGUCGAAUUGCCUCGAUUCGGCCGCAAAGGCACACUAGCAUUGUCGACAGCUCUGACAGGAGUUUUCCUCUUUGCGUCUACCACGGCAACCCACUCGGAUGCAUUGUUGGGGUUCAACUGCGCGUACAGCUUCAUGAGCAAUGUAAUGUAUGCCGUUCUGUAUGCCUACACGCCUGAGGUUUUCCCGACCAAGGAUCGUGGAACGGGUAAUGCGGUCACAGCCUCAGCAAAUCGCAUUUUCGGCAUCAUGUCACCCAUCAUUGCAAUGUUCGCCAAUCUCAACAGCGCUGCGCCGGUGUAUGUCAGUGGAGCUCUGUUCCUGGCUGCGGGUGCGCUGGCAGUUGUAUUGCCUUUUGAGCCGAGAGGCAAGGCCAGUUUGUAAUUUGUUCUUUUGUCGACGGAAUAUGGAUGGGAUAGAUUCUAAAGCACCGUGGUGUUGACGAUAGUCAUGUUUAAUCGAGGCUUAAUUUCCUGUGCUCGGCUAUAGGCAGCGAGUACGGACACAUUUUAAAAUAAUACGUUUAAUCCCAUCAACCUGUGAACUCCCUCACCUUAAUAUUUUCAUCCGGAUCAAUCUUUCCGGCUGUAUGACCCAGCACUUUUGUCCGCCACGAUGCUUAACUCCGGGGCCCACCGAGCACACCAGCUUCUGAUUGGUCCGCAGGGCUUAGCCUGGUUGGCUUCUUCCUGCUUCGGCUCAUCAGGCAUAUCUUUGCUGACGAC
Molecule: messenger RNA, 2398 nt
Organism: Talaromyces proteolyticus
Lineage: Eukaryota; Fungi; Ascomycota; Eurotiomycetes; Eurotiales; Trichocomaceae
Product: putative sugar transporter
Exons: 1
Coding region: 483-2057 (524 amino acids)
Biological process (GO): transmembrane transport
Cellular component (GO): membrane
Molecular function (GO): transmembrane transporter activity
Source: RefSeq, a predicted model, not a curated record